This is a messenger RNA of Penicillium argentinense, 2418 nucleotides long. RefSeq lists its product as uncharacterized. The transcript is spliced from 3 exons. NCBI's taxonomy places the organism in Eukaryota, Fungi, Ascomycota, Eurotiomycetes, Eurotiales, Aspergillaceae. The record is from RefSeq and is a predicted model, not a curated record. Bases 1 to 2418 code for a protein of 805 amino acids.
AUGGCGCGCGACACAGCGCGCGAGAUAUGGGAGCGCAUUCAGCGUCUUCUUUUCUGGCGCCAGUACUCCAGCGUAUCCCGCGACAAACAGGAGGCCGAGUCAACCGCAGUCGAUAGCAGGAGACCCCCGCUUUCCUUUUCCUUUUUCCUGGGCUCCAAGGUCCACUCACAAUUGAAGACAGAGCCUCAAGUGGAAGAAGACAAUGUUGUUUUGGCGGAGCGACAAUCAAACGAUGAUAUCACUGCCCUGACGGACGAUUUGAUGCGACCUCGAAAACGUAAAUGGAUUGAUGGUGUUUAUCUCUGUGCUCAAGGGUCGGCGGUCUUCCUCCUCAUAAAUCUCGUCUUCAUUUCCGUUGCGGCUGGACUGGCUGGCAAAUUCCCGGACCAGCGAGAAUUCGCCAACGGGUCGGUCAUUUACGAAGGAAAUUGUGCGUUGACUAAGAGAUGGUCGAUUGCGCUCCACCUGGUCAUCAACAUUCUGAGCACUUGUAUCCUUGCUGCGAGCAACUAUUGCAUGCAAACGCUCGUUGCUCCCAACAGAGAGGAUCUCGACAAGGUCCACGCUCAGCGCAAAUGGCUCGACAUUGGAUGUGCGAGUGUUCGCAAUCUGUUUGCUAUCGGGCACUGCCGAUUUGGUCUUUGGGUGAUGCUCCUACUCACAGCUACCCCUUUCCAUUUGUUGUAUAACUCCAUCCUCUUUGACGAUUUAGCUAUGGAUGAAUUCGGAUACAUGAUCGCCCCCUCGGACCUAAGCCCCGACAAUAUUCGGAACUUGACCACGCCACGGUUGAACAAGUGCUUUCAAUAUUCACAAUAUCAAAUGAUAUCUGAUGGUUUUGAAGGGCCACCUACCCCGGACACCCCAGUCGCUUCGCUUACGACCAACUCCAGGACAGCCAAUGGUCUCGACUGGCAAAACUUUGUUUCUAUCAUCGAAGGUGCGAGAUACAAGCAAAUCAGCUCUGAGAAGUGUGUCGGAUACCUGGACCAGUCGAAUCCUGUUGGUAUCAAGUCAUUAGUCGCACUAGCGACGGAUCUUUCUGUUCAGGAUGGGGCAGAGAAGGCAUUCUUGACAACGGAUAUCUCAGUGGGCAUAGACGGCGUUGUUGCAUCACAGGAAUUCCCUUCAAGCCACAAAAUAUCGGGGUAUCCCAUGUUUGAGGGAGAUAGAGAUACAUGCGGCUCCAGUGAGGAGAAAGACCAUGUCUUCAGUGGAUGUCUUGAGAUUCCAGCCGAUGGUCAUUGCAAAUUGAUGUACAGCCCACCCAUUUGCAUCGUGAUAAUGUUGAGUGCGUUUGUUAAGGUGAUCGCGAUGUUCUUCGCCGCCCGAGUCACAACUCUUCGAUCUACUCCUCUUCUCACAACAGGCGAUGCCGUGGCCUCUUUCGUUGCAGAGCCAGAUCAAACUACUGCCGGGAUGUGCUGGCUAUCUCGAUCUGCUGUCAAACGCGGAGACUGGAAACGACUCAAUCCACCCGCACAGAAUAGUCAGACCUAUGAAGAUCAAUCUCAGACAGCCAUUCCCAAACCACUCUCGGGGCGUCAAUUUUGGAUACAGGUUCCUGGUGUUACGAGAUGGCUCAUAACCAUCAUCAUAUGUCUUGGAUUUAUCGCUGCCGGUGCGUAUCUCGUGCAGAGAAGCGUCGUCACCGGUAGCUGGACCGCCUAUGAAAAUGGAUACCUUUCACAAGCUCUUCUUCAACAAUGGUGGAAUAAUAUUGCAUCAGGGGUAUCUCUGGACAUCGACGCUCCCGGACUCAAGUUGUCAACGUUGGCCUCGGUGGUCGUCGCCAAUACCCCCCAGCUUGCUCUCACCAUCAGCUACUACUGCUACAACAACGUGUUGACUGGCAUGCUAGCAGCGGCGGAGUAUAGUUCCUACGGUCAAUCCAGCAAACCACUCCGAGUGACCUGGCCUGUCAACGGCAGCAAGCAGAAAUCCACCUAUUGGCUCAGCAUUCCAUACCAAUACGCCAUUCCCAUCCUGAUCAUCUUCUCGAUUCUUCACUGGCUGGUUUCGCAAAGCAUAUUCUACACCAUCCUCACGCCUUACAACACGGAGGGCCAACCUGACUAUUCGAAUCAGGUCACCGCGUUGCAGUAUUCGCCGUUGCCACUUUUCGUGGCAGUUUUAGUGGGCGGUCUCAUGGUGUUAAUUCUCGUCGGGCUGUCACUCCGAAAAUUCAAAUCCAACAUACCAUUAGCGGGCUCCUGCAGCGCUGCCAUUAGUGCCUCUUGCCACCCACCGCAUGACGAGAGUUUGGAUACCGCGAUUCUUGGCCACGUUGAGUGGGGUGAGGUUGUCGGGUCCCCAGAUUGGGCAGUUGGACAUUCCGGGUAUGAGAAUCAGUGGGGCCAUUGCAGUUUUAGCUCAUUGGAUACGCGGAGACCUUCGAGAGCGAAGCUUUAUGCUUAA